Molecule: messenger RNA, 2203 nt
Organism: Melampsora larici-populina 98AG31
Lineage: Eukaryota; Fungi; Basidiomycota; Pucciniomycetes; Pucciniales; Melampsoraceae
Exons: 11
Coding region: 1-1695 (564 amino acids)
Biological process (GO): protein phosphorylation
Molecular function (GO): ATP binding; protein serine/threonine kinase activity
Source: RefSeq, a predicted model, not a curated record
AUGAGUUCAUCCUGGAAACUUGGAAAAAAAAUCAAAGAUGUAGCUACUUCUCAUCGACAAGCCCCAAGUUCCGGAUCAGGUUCAAUCACCCCAUCCUCACCAGCCGGUUCGAUCCAAACCCAUCGACAAUCAACUCCAACGUCUCAUACUCAAGUACAACAACAAGGUAAUGGGACCUUGACGAUUCGAAUCAUUGAAGCUAAAGGUCUUUCUGUACCAGCUGGAAUCACCAUUCCGGAAGAAAUCCAAAGAGCUAUCCAUCAAAACCCUCAUGUAGGAAGUCUUACAGUAGGAAGUUUGACUAAUGGUUCAGUCAAACGAAGUAAUAGAGAUAGUGUACAACGUAAACAGAGUUGGUGGUUACCUUAUCUCGUCUUGGGUUUUGAUAAGAAUGAAGUUUUGGUAGAAGCGUUGGGUGGAACGAUUGAUUGUCCAGUUUGGAUGUAUAAAGCUGAUUUCGAUGUAUCAAGAACUUCGGAGAUCACUUUAUCUUCCUACUUACGUACUGCACCUAACUUGAGUCAAAAGAGUGAAAUGGGUGAUGAUAUCUUUUUAGGAGGACUUUCUUUCUUACCCACCUUUGAUCAGUCUGUUUCUGAUAGAUGGUAUAGUGCAACAUCAGGAUCAGGCGGAUCAGCCAGUCAAUUCCAUUUACAAGUAGCUUUCAAACCUUCACAAAACAUACCACUUACGAUCGAUUCAUUUGAAUUAUUACAAGUGAUUGGAAAAGGAUCGUUUGGAAAAGUGAUGCAAGUUCGAAAAAAAGAUACCGGUCGGAUCUAUGCGAUGAAAACCAUUCGAAAGGCUCAUAUCGUCUCACGUUCUGAAGUGACUCAUACUUUGGCUGAACGAACGGUUUUGGGUCAGGUUAAUAAUCCGUUUAUCGUUCCGCUUAAGUUUAGCUUUCAGAAUGCUGAAAAACUUUAUUUGGUUUUGUCAUGUAUUAAUGGGGGUGAACUCUUUCAUCAUUUACAAAAAGAAGGAAGGUUUAGUGAAGAACGUGCUCGGCUUUAUGCGGCUGAACUUUUAUGUGCAUUAGAACAUUUACAUGCCUAUGAUGUGAUUUACCGUGAUUUGAAACCUGAGAAUAUCUUACUUGAUUAUACGGGUCAUAUCGCUUUAUGUGAUUUCGGUUUAUGUAAAUUAAACAUGAGUGAAUCUGAAAAAACCAACACUUUUUGUGGUACGCCGGAGUAUCUUUCACCUGAGUUGUUACUUGGGAAUGGGUACUCUAAAACGGUGGAUUGGUGGACUCUUGGGGUUUUGAUCUAUGAGAUGUUAUCGGGUUUACCACCCUACUAUGAUGAAAACGUCAAUGAAAUGUAUCGAAAGAUUUUAUCAAACCCAUUAAAGUUUGGAGACGAGAUCAAAUCAGAAGCAAGAUCAUUACUGAGCGGAUUAUUAACCCGAAACCCGGCUCAAAGGUUAGGUAACAAUGGAGCCGAAGAAAUUAAGAAGCAUGGGUUCUUUGCUAAGAUUGAUUGGAAAAGAUUGGUCUUGAAACAGUAUACGCCUUCGUUUAAACCUAGUGUGGAAAGUGCGAUUGAUACUAGUAAUUUUGAUAGUGAAUUCACUAGUGAGGCUCCUAUGGAUUCUGUGGUUGAAGAUUCACAUCUUAGUGAAACUGUUCAACAACAAUUUAUUGGGUUUACUUAUAAUCCGACUGGUGAAUUUAUGGGUGAAAGUGUAAGAUGAAAGAAGAAGGGUUUUUUUCAUUUGGAAUUUUUGCAAAAAGGAAAAAAACCAUUAUCUUUUUGUUUUUUUUUGCAUUUUGGAAGAAGUUGUUUAUUUAUAAGAAGAAAUAUUUAAAUAUGUUUAUUAAAUCAUGGAGAAAAAGAGAAAAACAAACGUGUAUCUUUCUUUUUUUUUGUUUUUCGCAUAUGAAUUCUUUUUUUUUCGUUGAUAUAUUUUUCUUUUUAUAGCGUUUUAGUUAAGAUUUUUUAUAAUAGAAUUUCCUUUUUUUCAGGUUGAUUUUUUAUUUUAUUUUCCUUUUUUGUUAUGUUUUUUUUAUUAUGGAUGGAUGGAUAGAUGGAUGGAUAUGUUUGAAUUGUGAAAUUAGUUUUCUUUAUGGUAUGCGGUUAUAUAUGGGGUGUUUUUUUGGGAAAUACAUGGGAUAGGUAUUUAUUACAUUUUUAUAUUAUUGAAUCAUUCAAAGGAAUCGAAGUGGUUUGUAAUCUAAAGUUGGAUUACUUUUUGAUCAUGU